Acaulospora colombiana is the source of this 201-nucleotide messenger RNA. Lineage: Eukaryota; Fungi; Glomeromycota; Glomeromycetes; Diversisporales; Acaulosporaceae. The record is from the annotation of a GenBank genome assembly.
AUGACGCAAGAGACCAGAACGAGUUUGCCGCCCACCUCUUACGAGCGCAGCGCAUCGCACAAGGACGCCACUAACGGAAUUCAAACGGUAAAGGCAGGGUCACGAAAUUUGUCUGGCGAGUGUGGGGUGGAAAGUGAGGGGCCAAUCCUGGUGACCUAUGUGAGAUUAGCUCCUAUACCAAGACCCGUGAGAGGGUCAACU